CGUCGCCGCGAGUCGGACGCGCAUGGCGGCCUCUGGGAAGCAGGACCUCGAGUUUCGUGAGGCAGUGGUGGUCCCGCCGGCUCGCUGAGCGCGCCCGACAGGAUGCCCGAGAUCAGGGUCACGCCCCUGGGGGCUGGCCAGGACGUGGGCCGGAGCUGCAUCCUGGUCUCCAUCGCGGGCAAGAACGUCAUGCUGGACUGCGGGAUGCACAUGGGCUUCAGCGACGAUAGGCGCUUCCCCGACUUUUCUUACAUCACCCGCAGCGGCCGGCUCACUGACUUCCUGGACUGCGUGAUCAUCAGCCACUUCCACCUGGACCACUGCGGGGCGCUCCCCUACUUCAGCGAGAUGGUGGGCUACGACGGGCCCAUCUACAUGACCCAGCCCACCCAGGCUAUCUGCCCCAUCCUGCUGGAGGACUACCGCAAGAUCGCCGUGGACAAGAAAGUGGUAGAGAUUACAAAACACACCCGUGACAACACAGCUCUAAGGUACUUGGAACUUUUGCCUCUUUCCUGGACAACGCAAGAGCCUCAGAGCACCUCAAAUGCAUUUACUCCUCCCCUGGCUCACUGGCUCGUGUUUCCAUGUAUUGUAAUUCCCUCAGCGUGCGGGACCCCCGGGACCUCACCGCCGAUGCCGGUGGACGAUGAGCUGGAAAUCAAGGCCUACUAUGCAGGCCACGUGCUGGGGGCGGCCAUGUUCCAGAUUAAAGUGGGCGCAGAGUCUGUGGUGUACACGGGGGAUUAUAACAUGACCCCAGACCGGCAUUUGGGAGCCGCCUGGAUUGACAAAUGCCGCCCCAACCUGCUCAUCACAGAAUCCACGUACGCCACCACCAUCCGAGACUCUAAGCGCUGCCGGGAGCGGGACUUCCUGAAGAAGGUCCACGAGACCGUGGAGCGUGGCGGGAAGGUGCUGAUCCCCGUGUUUGCGCUGGGCCGCGCUCAGGAGCUCUGCAUCCUGCUGGAGACCUUCUGGGAGCGCAUGGACCUGAAGGCCCCCAUCUACUUCUCCACGGGCCUGACGGAGAAGGCCAACCACUACUACAAGCUGUUCAUCCCCUGGACCAACCAGAAGAUCCGGAAGACCUUUGUGCAGAGGAACAUGUUUGAGUUCAAGCACAUCAAGGCCUUCGAUCGGGCGUUUGCCGACAGCCCGGGUCCCAUGGUCGUGUUUGCCACACCAGGGAUGCUGCAUGCCGGCCAGUCCCUACAGAUCUUCAGGAAGUGGGCAGGGAACGAGAAGAACAUGGUCAUCAUGCCCGGCUACUGCGUGCAGGGCACCGUGGGCCACAAGAUCCUCAGCGGGCAGCGCAAGCUGGAGAUGGAGGGGCGGCAGGUGCUGGAGGUCAAGAUGCAGGUGGAGUACAUGUCCUUCAGCGCCCACGCGGACGCCAAGGGCAUCAUGCAGCUGGUGGGUCAGGCGGAGCCGGAGAACGUGCUGUUGGUGCACGGCGAGGCCAAGAAGAUGGAGUUUCUGAAGCAGAAGAUUGAGCAGGAAUUCCGGGUCAGCUGCUACAUGCCGGCCAACGGCGAGACGGUGACGCUGCCCACAAGCCCCAGCAUCCCCGUGGGCAUCUCACUGGGGCUGCUGAAGCGGGAGAUGGCGCAGGGGCUGCUCCCUGACGCCAAGAAGGCCCGGCUCUUGCAUGGCACCCUGAUCAUGAAGGACAGCAACUUCCGGCUCGUGUCCUCAGAGCAGGCCCUCAAGGAGCUGGGCCUGGCCGAGCACCAGCUGCGCUUUACCUGCCGUGUGCACCUGCACGACACGCGCAAAGAGCAGGAGACAGCCGUGCGCGUGUACAGCCACCUGAAGAGCGUCCUCAAGGACCACUGCGUGCAACACCUUCCUGACGGCUCCGUGACCGUGGAGUCCAUCCUCAUUCAGGCCGCUGCCCACUCAGAGGACCCAGGCACCAAGGUGCUGCUGGUUUCCUGGACCUACCAGGACGAGGAGCUGGGAAGCUACCUCACGUCUCUGCUCAAGAAGGGCCUGCCCCAGGCCAGCUGAGGCCCCGCUGCCAGGACCGUGUGCACCCUGCGUCUUCCCUGUGUCCUCGGGUGUGGAGCCCACAGCUGGCUACGACCCUCAUCUGUGCAGAGACCACAGUGCCACGCACCUGCCUGAGUGGCUGCUUUUGGCUGAAGAAAGAAACGGACCUGGGGGUCUUUUCACCUUUUAUGUCUGCUCCUGGGCUCCCAGGAGAUGGGGGUGGGGCUCCCGAGGUGUUGAUUUCCAGUAAAAACCACCACAGGCUG
This is a messenger RNA of Mesoplodon densirostris (Blainville's beaked whale), 2261 nucleotides long. RefSeq names its product integrator complex subunit 11 (gene INTS11). NCBI's taxonomy places the organism in Eukaryota, Metazoa, Chordata, Mammalia, Artiodactyla, Ziphiidae. Gene Ontology annotation, biological process: snRNA processing. The record is from RefSeq and is a predicted model, not a curated record. Gene Ontology annotation, cellular component: nucleus. The transcript is spliced from 18 exons. The coding region runs from base 103 to 2013 and encodes 636 amino acids.